AUGUCGUACACGAUUCGCAUCGCCACCCUGUGUCUCCUUGCUUCGGCUACCGUAGCCCAACUGAGCCUCGGCUCAAACGAGCAAGCCGCCACUGACUGCCUCCAAUGCCCCAACCCAAUCGGAGACAUCAAGGCACUGGCUUGUGCUGUUGAUUGGAUCUCCAAACUGCGUAUCCUCAACAAGACAACCACUACCAUUGGAGGACAAACUGUUGAUGCUUACACCCUGGAACAUCUUGAUAUUCUGAAGGGAACCCUCGAGAUCCCCUCUCUGAUGAUUGUGCCAAAUGGCCCCUGUGGACUCGUGCUCAAUGUUGAUGCUGAGUACCUCAUCUCUGGUGUUCUGGCUGGAAAGAGCGCUCUUUUCACGAAUCUGUGCCUUCAAAUCCUCCAGACUGCCGAGCCACUUCUCGACAAGGUCAACCAGGGACUUCUUGGAGAAGUGUCUGAUCUUCUCUGCAGUGUCUUUGAUAUCCUUCCCACCCUUGACACGUGGUUGGCUGGAAAUGGAGGUCUUCUCGGACAUCUUCUUGGAGCCAACGGAAAUCCGCUUCUCGAUGGUAAG
Mesorhabditis spiculigera is the source of this 564-nucleotide messenger RNA. Lineage: Eukaryota; Metazoa; Nematoda; Chromadorea; Rhabditida; Rhabditidae. The record is from the annotation of a GenBank genome assembly.